AUGAAGAAAGCCUUCACCGCUGAGCAAAUUUCGGACUGGUUCACCUCGGGGAACACGUUCGCGAACAUUAAACUCACGGAAGAAGCGGCUGAAAAAAAGUCUGACCCACCGCCGUCGAAAGAGACCAGUCCAGCAGAAGUUCUCGAUGAGGACAGAGUGAAAAAUGUCAGCUCUGAUGGAGGGAGAUUCCAAAAACCAGAACCACCACGGCGUACAGCUCCUCCUCCACUUGCCAGCUACGAGUAUCCAACCUUGCCCAUAACCAAAAACAGACAGGAGCUCGUUUCUCUCAUAGAAAACAACUCUGUAGUGAUCAUUCGUGGAGCCACAGGCAGUGGCAAGACCACCCAGCUGCCACAGUACAUCCUGGACCAUUACAAUGAGAAAAAUACCACAUGCAACAUUGUGGUCACCCAACCACGCAAAAUCGGAGCCACUAGUAUUGCUCGAUGGGUCGCCACACAGCGGAAGUGCACCCUGGGUAGUCUGGUGGGAUAUCAGGUCGGGCUGGAGAAGAUGGCUACCGAACAUACCCAGCUGAUCUAUAUGACCACAGGAGUGCUGCUGCAGAAACUGGUUUCAGCCAAAUGCCUGACAGAGUACUCCCACAUUUUCAUAGAUGAGGUUCAUGAGCGCACAGAGGAGAUGGACUUUCUCCUGCUGAUUUUGCGAAAACUCCUUCAUUUCAACUCUUACCAUGUCAAGAUAAUCCUCAUGUCGGCCACCAUUAACUGCAGACAGUUUGCCGAGUACUUUGGCACACCGGUUCGCGACAGAAUGAACCCUGCCUAUGUGUUUGAAGUGGAGGGGGCACCCUACGCCAUUGAGGAGUUUUACCUGGAUGACCUCCACAGCCUGUUUUCAUACCGGGUUGAGGCGCCUCAUCCAGAUGACCCCCACAUCACGCCGGAGAUGUACAAUUUUGCCAUCAGUCUCAUUCAGAGCUUUGAUGAAAUGGAGGGCAAAGAUCCCGGCAAAGUGGAAAAAGAGGGUGGUGUGACUGUGUCAGAGAGAGGCAGCGUUUUGGUUUUCCUUCCUGGCAUGCACGAAAUCAGUUACAUGCGGGAGGCCUUGACCAAGCUGGUACACAAACGAUUGCAGGUUUAUCCUCUCCACUCUGCGGUGACUCUGGAGGAGCAGAACGGUGUGUUCCUGUUCCCUGUCCCUGGAUACAGGAAGGUGAUACUUUCAACCAACAUCGCAGAAAGUUCGGUGACUGUUCCAGACGUCAAAUACGUGAUUGACUUCUGCCUGGUUCGCCACCUGGUCUGCGACCAAGACACUAAUUAUCAGUCACUGCGUCUCACCUGGGCAUCCAAAACCAACUGCAACCAGCGCAGAGGCAGGGCAGGGCGAGUGUCUAAGGGCUACUGUUACCGUCUUGUUACCAAAGAGUUCUGGAGGAAUGAAAUGCCAGACCACAUGAUUCCUGAGAUGCUGCUUGCUCCCCUGGCUACCAUCUUGUUGAAGGUGAAGCUACUGGACAUGGGAGAUCCUCGCUCCCUCCUCUCCACAGCGCUCUCGCCCCCCAACCUGUGCGACAUAGUUAAGACUGUGCUGCAACUCAAAGAGAUGGGUGCGCUGUCAGUGAAAAGUGAUAAGAGAGGUCAAAAUGAGGACGGAGAGCUGACGUUCCUGGGCCGAGUGCUGGCCCAUUUGCCUGUGGACCUGUACCUCGGGAAGAUGAUUGCCAUGGGCCACGUCUUUGGCUGUCUGAACGAAUGCCUCAUCUUAGCUGCUUCGCUCUCGCUGAAGAAUUUCUUCGCCAUACCAUUCAUGCAGCAGCUUGCUGGCCACAGGAGCAAGCUUGCUUUCGCCCACGGCACACCAAGUGAUGCCAUAGCUUUUGUCAAUGCCUUCAAGGCAUGGUACUCAUCCAAAAAGAAAGGGCAGCUGAGACAUCCAAAGGAUGAGCUGGACUGGGGAAAAGAGAACUUCAUUCAGAUCAAGAGGAUGAGGGAGGUAGCGGAGCUCUACGAGGACCUGAAGAAGCGCGUGGCCCAGUUCAGAAUGCACGUCCCACAGGACACUCAGUCCUCAGACUACUCCAGCACACACAAGCAGAAGUUCAUUCUUCAGGUGGUCAUCGCUGGUGCUUACUACCCCAACUACUUUGUCCAGGGUGAAAUGGAUGAACACCUGGCUUCCAGAGAGCUAAAUGGCUUCAACCCCAGAACAACAGUGAUGGUCAGGAAUCUCCCUCCGUACAGUUUCCUGUACUACAAGCAGCUGCAGUCCAUGUUCCGUCUGUGUGGGCAGGUCAAAACCAUUUCCUUUGAGAACUCCAGAGCGUACGUGGAGUUCUACAGGACAUCCCAGGACUCCGGGGUGCUGCCUGAAGUGUCUCUCGCCCUUCUUCUGAACCAAAGGAACCCUCCAAUGGAGCUUUCUGUCUAUCCGAUUCAACAGAUAGAAAGCUGUGCAGGCAACAGACACAUAACUCACAUGAAAUAUUCACGGGUGAAUGUGGACCUGCAGAGCCAUACUGUCUCCCCAGUGGGAGUGUUGAGCAGCACCAUUGACCCAGAUAGGCUGCCUCCCAAUCGCCUGUUCGUGGUGAACAUCACAGCGAUUUUGGAGGUGGGUCAUUUCUGGGGCUUUCUAGCAGAAGAAGCCAGCCUGGAAAAGCAGCGCCAUCUGACAGCAGAGAUUAACAUGCGCACACUGCAUCCUGUGACCGUGUCGCUCUAUCCCAACCUGCUGUGUCUGGCUCCUUACUCCGAAAACAGUGAUCAGAUUUUGUACUACCGCGCCAAGAUUCUGCACGUGCGUGGCAGUGUAGUGGAGGUGUUCUUUUUGGACUUUGGCAACACAGCAGUGAUUGCCAGCAGCAACCUCAGAGCGCUCCCAUCUGACCUGCUGUCUCAUCCAUUCCAGGCUCAUGAGUUCCAAGUUGCUGAAUUACAUCCCUCAGCCGAAUCGAUCAUCCACGGGAACCAGUGGAGCAGCCGUGCCCGCAACCGCUUCAUCACUUUGGUCAAGGGUCACUCCCUCAUGGUGUGCCUGUACUCCAUACUGUACGGUGUGAUGCGCGUGAAGCUGUUCGUCAACGCAGAGAAAACAAACUCCAGCGUGCUGGACAUACUCGUGGAGGAGGGACACGCUGUGAAGGUUGAGGAGAGUUUCGAUUCUCAGCAAAGCCAUGAGGUCCUGAUGUCUCUGUACAAGGAGAAGAACGAAGGGACAUAUGUUCCCAACUCUGCCGGCAGCUCCUGGAAAGAACGCAAGAAAGAGGAGAAAGAGCUCAUCGACUGCCUGCUCGCUCACUUUUCCAAGAGCAACCAGCCCUAUAUGACGACAAAGGUUGGUCUGCAUGGACCGAAUAGUCCUCACAAGAUAAGCUUCCACAGCGUGAGCCACCACAAGACUGUGUUUAUAGACCGAUCCAGCAUCAACGCCUUUGUCCUGAAUGAAAACCCUCAUUACAAACAUCAGAGAAUGCUGGUGGCCGGGAAUGUGUCAGUGAACUGCACAGGUACACGCAUUCUGCUGAGAGACACCACCCUCCUGCCAGACAUCCCUGGACUGCCUGCCCUUAUCACUAUGCUCUUCACUCCUGUCAUGGAGUUACGCACUAACGAAGAGCGGACCUGCUACACUGGUGCCCUCUGUGGCCUGGGCUGCAACAGUCAAACACAAGAGACCAUCCUACCCGAGCAUGACAUUGAACUGGCCUUCGACGUCAAGUUUGACGUUGAGGACGUCACUGAGAUAAAUGCAUUGCGUAUGGCUAUAAACCACAUGCUGUCUGAAGGGCCCAACAGAGCUCUGCAUCUGGGACCAGACAGGAUCAGUCACCUGCAGGAAGACUGUCAGGAUCGCCUCACCAGACUCUUCACAAAGUCUCCGCCAAGGGAAGGCGUCACUCCAGUGUACUAUGGAAAACCGGGGAAGUGGAACCAGGUGGAUCCUUCUCUGAGGAUGGACAUCGUGGAGCCUGGAGGUGGAAACAACAAAGGUGCUCUCUUCCAGCUACAUCCUGUCACUCUCCUCAACAGCUAA
Messenger RNA from Stegastes partitus (bicolor damselfish), 4002 nucleotides. RefSeq names its product tudor domain containing 9 (gene tdrd9). The coding region runs from base 1 to 4002 and encodes 1333 amino acids. The transcript is spliced from 35 exons. Gene Ontology annotation, cellular component: intracellular anatomical structure. Lineage: Eukaryota; Metazoa; Chordata; Actinopteri; Pomacentridae. Gene Ontology annotation, molecular function: ATP binding; helicase activity; RNA binding. The record is from RefSeq and is a predicted model, not a curated record.